UAAAAACUUCGGUUCUGAGCCAAAUCAAAAUCGAAGUUUGUGAAAGUGAUAGUGCUUCGGAUUGGAAUAUCUGCAUAGGAAUCGAACUGUUACUCAUUUGCCCAGUUCGUCAUUUAACUACGCCACGCACCACGCAAAAACGCACACUCAAACGGUGUUCUUAAAAGGGUGGCAACAAGUGGGCCACCAGAGUUCGCCCGCAGGUAACACUACCCUCUGGCAAUGGCAAAGGAUAACAACAAUAUUAACACGGAUGAUCUCACCGGUGCAACUCCAUCUUCGUCUGUGAAAUCGACCCCGGCGUCCUCAUCCACCACAACGGAAGGUGAAAACGGUCCGAAUACGGUUGAAGCACAGUCCACUUCGCCAUCACUACCACCAGCAACCAGCAGCGCAGAAGUGCCACGAAGAGAAGAAAACCCUUUUUCCUUCAAACAUUUUCUCAAAUGGGACGGCAACCAUGCGGCGAAUGGGGCCAGCUCGGGCGGUACGGGGACAAUCCCUUCCAGCAGCAUAAAUCACAGCCGUAGUGCAUCGAGCAUAAAUGGACACGGAAGCAGUUCGCUUGCGGAUGGUACUGGUACUGGUUGCAGUAACGGCACGAAUGGAACAUUCGAUGUUAAAGCGAGCGGAAUUGUGUCUGGUCCGAACGGUACCCAUAUGGGGAGUAAUUUAGCGACGGUAACCACCGCUACCACCAGCACUGGCUCACCAUCGAAAUCGGCCACAACGAGCUCACUGAAUGUGGUAAGCUCAACGACGGGUGCCCGGCCAAAAAUUCCACAAUUCCAGUCGGUCAACACGCUUAGCAGUGAGUCGAAGAUGAAACGAUCGCCCCGUUUUCCCUCGUUCGAUUCCCAAUCCAGUUUGUCCGAUUUUGCGGAUGAUCGGUUCGGUCCGAUUUAUCAGAGUCGUAGCAAUGGUUCCUUUAACUCUGAUUACCCUGCAGGUGGUAGUGGCGGGAACAGUGGUAUGCGUGAAGAUGCCAACGGAAUAGAGCAGCUAGGCGAGCAGGUGGAAUUGCUACGUGGGUAUGUGCAACGAUCCUAUUCGAAUUAUGAUCUCGACAGCCCUGGUUCGUCCGCGGUUGGAGCGGAUCGGCGGAACGACCUGGAACCGCAUAACGAACAAUCCAGCAGAGGACUAGUAGGUGCGGCCGAAUUUUCCGCAGCUCUACCCGACUUUGUGCAGGAUCACCUCGUGAUGGAACAGUGGUACAACACACUGCCAAAGGGUACGGGAAGCGGUUCAUCGGGAUCGGCCGAUUUUGAAGAUGUGCUAGAUCUGACCGGAGUUUCGGCUAACGUUUCGGCCGGGAGCGGCGGUGGCGGAGGUGCACCACUCUCUUCAUGUAAUGAUAUACCGUUCGAUUUGACCGCGAGCAGUACUACCAGCAGCAGUCGGGCCAACCGCGAUCAGAAUGCAGCAGGUGCUGGACACCGACAUUCAUUAGGCGUUCGGCUCGAUUUUCCAUCACGUGGUGGAGCGAACCCAGCCGGACCGGAGCUUGAGUUUGAUCUUCCACCCCGAUCUCCGACUGCUUCGUCCUCGGAAUUACCACCGGACCUAACCGAAGGUAACGCGGGAGGCGUUGGUGAAUCUGGUGGUCCUGGAGGUCAAGGGGGAAGACCCCGAAUCUUCUACUUUUCCGGGAUAUCAGGACUGGGAUCGGUUUCUAGCGGGACAACGGCGGAUAAAAUUCAUCGUCUACCGGACUUCCUGUCCGAUGGUCCAAUCCAUUCGUCUGGACGGUUAGCCGACGUUACGCACGACACACCGCACGCAUCGGAAACGGCAGCAGCUGCCGCUGCUGCAUCGGACCGACGUCAACGGAUGCAGCAACGACAACGGGAAAUUCAGUACCAGAAUCGUCUCGGUGCGGAGUUGAUGGAGAAUGAGCGGUUAAGGCGAGAACUGGAAGCUAGCCGGCGAACAGUUAGUGAGCAAUCGCGCCGCAUUCGCGAGUUGGAACGUGAUCUUGAAACGAUGGUUACGCUCGCAAGACCCGGGGGUUCCAUGCCGCGUGACGGUGGCAAUGGAACGACGCAAUCGAACGCGAGCAGUUUCUUGCAGGCGAAAACGCGUGCCGCCACAGCAGAGGCCGAGAUGAAACAAUUGCGCCAGAAGUUAAGCAGCAUGACUGUCGAAAUGGAGGCACUGCAAAGGGAAAACGAAACGCUUAAGGUGGAAGCCUGCGGAGGCGCAAUUGGAGGUAGCACAGGUGCGGGCGCCAGUGCUAGAGUGCGGCAGGACGACGGAGACCGUGGUAACCGGCCAAGGCGGGAACAGUCUUCCGCAUUCUUGCGUGCACAAACGGUCGCCCUGCGACAGGCAGCAUCCACAGCGGAAAGCAAUCUGAGGCAAUUGCUAAGCGGUGUGGAAAAUCUACGAACGAUGGCGAAUCAGAUAGAAGCGUACAGAAACACACAGGACGACGUUAAGCCCGAGGCCGAUUCACCUCCCCUAGAGGAUUAUUUGCACGACAGCGACAUAAGCAGUAAUGAGGGCGACGACGACGAUGAUGCCGAUGUGCCGUUUGGUCCCGCGUUGUAGAUAAAACAGGAUGGGAAGGAAAGGAUAUACCGAGCGCUCUCUGGCGAAGGGGAAGUUAGGCGGCAGAAGUAAACCGGGCAGAUACAGUGCAUCUUGCAUGUAUUUAAGAAAAGAAUAUAUAUAUACAUACACCCACAUACCGUACGGAAAGGCUUAAUAGAUCCGUUUUUCGCACAUAUACGCACCAACCUUGUGGCGUUUGUUUGAAGAAUCAAAUUCAUCGUACAGUACAGCAAUCGAACACGGUACCCACACACUCUCACUGAAUAUAGCUUCCAACAUACGUAGCAGUGGUGUGCACAUUGGUGUGAAUAUUACACGUUGUAAAACAUUUCGUUAGCUAGCAUCAUCUACCACGUACGCUUAUGCAAACCGCUUUGGCAGGAAAGGACACGAACAGGUUUUUUAGGGAGCGUAUCACACGUGCGUAUUUGUAUGCCCCGUGUGCUGAAGGUGGCUGCAUUUAAACGCUACUAUGUGGCACACUCUAGUGAUAGGUUGCGAGUGACUGUUCGAAAACACUAACGAUCCCUACUAGGAUCGAAGAAGGACCAUCCAAUAGCGUAAAUAGUAAUACGAAAAACAAGCUUUAGUUAGAAACCAAAGCCAAAAUCGGGUGGAACUAUGGAUCUAGAUUGCUUUAAAUGCUUUUUUGUACCGAAGGCCGGAUGAAACGAUAACAGGUGGGCAUGGUUCAUAUCUCGCGUUAAAUACUCCUCGUCAAGCAGCACAAAACCGAUCAAGCGAGCGUGUGUGGCAAGAAAGGUACAGUAGAGCGGUUGAGGUUCUACGACAAAGCAAUACAGGUGUUCGAGGGAAACUUCUCCGCCAGCAGGAAUGCUUCGUCAUGCAGCGCGAUUUGUGAUGGUAAAUGGAGGAUCGGUACAGGAGGUUUUUGCGAUUGUUUUAUAGGUGUAGUUUCUGUGCAGGCGUAAUCAAAAGCUGGAUUUGAUAGAGGGUUCAGAACGCUACGGAUGAAAUCAAAACGUACAGCGUGCAUAUGCAACGAGAAAUGUAAAAGAAGCCGUAUAACAUACAUGGUGAGAUAUAUAUCGGGAUUUUCCAAAUACCCAAUGCAAAUAGCGGUUGGAUGGAAAACAACUUGACGAAUAAA
Messenger RNA from Anopheles moucheti, 3667 nucleotides. RefSeq lists its product as uncharacterized. Lineage: Eukaryota; Metazoa; Arthropoda; Insecta; Diptera; Culicidae. Gene Ontology annotation, cellular component: centrosome; recycling endosome; early endosome. The coding region runs from base 223 to 2553 and encodes 776 amino acids. Gene Ontology annotation, biological process: positive regulation of cilium assembly; regulation of cytokinesis; positive regulation of protein localization to cilium. The transcript has 4 exons. The record is from RefSeq and is a predicted model, not a curated record.